GAAAUCCGAGCAGGUGGAUCGAAGUUCUGCCGCUUGAAGGGAAGCUGAGUGAGUUCGUGGAAGCCACCGGCAGGAUGGCGAGCGUGUUGUCACGGCGACUUGGGAAGCGGUCCCUGCUGGGGGCCCGGGUGUCGGUGCCCGGUGCUGCCGGGGAUGGGCAGGGCCUGGCAGAGCUGGCUGGGGUGGUCCCGCCCCACCCCCUCCCCCAGGGCAAGGACUCUGCAGGCCAGGACCCCCCCCUCUUUCCAGGACCCCAGCUGGGGACGCUACUCCCAGGCCAGAAGGUGCUGGUGCCGUUCGAGGGACAGGAGUGGCCGGCGCUGGUGGAGCUGGCCGGCCGGCCGGAGGACGAGGUGACCGUUCUGAUGCUGGAGCAGGGCCUGCGGGUCAGCUGCAAGGGGGACGAGGUGCGUCCGGCGGAGGCCUGGGCCGGACCCCCCCGGGCCCUGCCCCCGGAGCGGGGAGCCCCCAUGUCCACAGCCCUUCGCUCCGUCAGCAGGAACAUUGAUGUUCCCAGGAGCAGGCGAUCGGACGCAGUGGAGAUGGACGAGAUGAUGGCGGCCAUGGUGCUCACCUCUCUGUCCUGCAGUCCCGGGAUGCAGAGUCCCCCCAGCAGCGAGAACCCUGCCCGGGCCGGCUGUGAGCUGUGGAAGGAUGGGGGUGACGUGUCGGACGGCGGCAGCAGCACCAGCAGCGGGCACUGGAGCGUGGGCAGUGGCAUCUCCACCCCGUCUCCCCCUCGCCCCGAGGGCAGCCCCAAGCACCCGGGGUCCCCCCCGACCGACGACGGCGGCUUCGACACAGACCCCAACGCCUUCCUGCUGGAGGAGCCGACCCCACGCAAGAGGAAGAACUCGGUGAAGCUUCUUUACAAGUGCCUGUGGCCCGGCUGUGGCAAGGUCCUACGCUCCAUCGUGGGCAUUAAACGCCACGUCAAGACGCAGCAUUUGGGGGACGGGGCGGACUCUGAUCAACGGAAGCGCGAGGAGGAUUUCUACUACACGGACGUGCAGGUGAAGGAGGAGGUGGUCCCGGCUGCGGCCGAGCCGGCCCCCGGCUCCAGCCUGGGCUCCCCGGGCCUCCUGCUGCCCCCCCCCGCCCAGCCGGAGACCCCGGCCCUGGAGACGCCCCUGUCUUUGGACACGCUGAGCAAGUCAGCGCCCGGCUCCUUCUGGCACAUCCAGGCUGACCACGCCUACCAGGCUCUGCCGUCUGUUCAGAUCCCUGUCUCCCCUCACAUCUUCACCAGCAUCAGCUGGGCAGCGGCCACCUCCUCCAUCCCGGCCCUCUCUCCAGUGCGGAGUCAGACCCUGAGCCCCAGCGACUCCCGGCCCCCGCCCCCGCCCCCUCCGCCGCCUCCGCCGGUCAUGCUGAAGUCCCCCGUGAUCGUGGCCUCCCCGCCACGGGCCCCCAGCAGCACCAGGAAAGCCCGUGGAGAGGCCAAGAAGUGCCGCAAAGUGUACGGCAUCGAGCGCCGGGAGCAGUGGUGCACUGCCUGCCGCUGGAAAAAGGCCUGCCAGCGGUUCCUGGACUGAGCCCCCUGGGCCGACCCCGCACCCCCUACGGCCCCACCGCCACCCCCUCCCCUGCUGCCCC
This is a messenger RNA of Tachyglossus aculeatus (Australian echidna), 1596 nucleotides long. It is a transcript of the gene ZNF395, whose product is annotated as zinc finger protein 395. The record is from RefSeq and is a predicted model, not a curated record. Gene Ontology annotation, cellular component: nucleus. Gene Ontology annotation, biological process: regulation of transcription by RNA polymerase II. Lineage: Eukaryota; Metazoa; Chordata; Mammalia; Monotremata; Tachyglossidae. Gene Ontology annotation, molecular function: DNA-binding transcription factor activity; RNA polymerase II cis-regulatory region sequence-specific DNA binding.